Molecule: messenger RNA, 3989 nt
Organism: Tachysurus vachellii
Lineage: Eukaryota; Metazoa; Chordata; Actinopteri; Siluriformes; Bagridae
Product: high-affinity lysophosphatidic acid receptor-like
Exons: 4
Coding region: 980-2092 (370 amino acids)
Biological process (GO): G protein-coupled receptor signaling pathway
Cellular component (GO): membrane
Molecular function (GO): G protein-coupled receptor activity
Source: RefSeq, a predicted model, not a curated record
UUUAGUUCACUACACAGAGACAGAUAAUGCCUUUUUGUUACACGCCUAAUAGAAAUGGUGGCGCAUUAGAAGUGCGUUAAUGUCUUAUAUCAAAUUAGUUACCUCAGUAUCAGUCAGAACCGAGAAUACAACAGCUGUGUUGUAUAAAAAGUGGUACAUUUUACAUGACAAUGUUUUAUAAAAUGGACUGAGGACAUCCCAGACCCCACUUGUGCCAACAACGGAGUGCUUUAUGUUUGUAAAAACUAAAACGGUUUGUUCUUUCUGGAGUAUUUACAGUACAUAUUGAAUGCUUUACCAGACCAUAAGUAAUGGGACUUGUGAGUCACAUCAUUUGACUCAACUCACCCGUACGAGCCGACUCUCCUAAACGACACUGUUUAAUGAAAUCAUAUUCGACUUUUUUAAUCAAACAAAAUAAUACCUUGCUUUACAUUGUCAAAUACAGAAAGCAUCCAACUGGAGUAUACAUUACAGCGCAAAUAGAAAUAAAAUAGCCUUUACUGGGGGAAAAAAUGACUCGCAUAUACGAAUCGGCACACCACUCUUAUGGGAACAGAGAGUCUUCUUGCAGCUGAAUCAGGCGUAUUAGUUGUAAGAUAAACAGAGGUGCUCAGUGAGAGGAACUGGAGAAAAAAACCCCACAGAAGUUCAUUUAAUUGAUGGAACGUUCUGUAGGGUCUCGGAAACGGCAAACUAACUGAACUACCAGGGAACCAAACAAGCACAAGACUCCAAAUCACGUAAAGCGCGAACAGGCACAGCGCUCUGACAUUUCUUCUGAAGAGGACUCUACAUUCUCAGAUCAUCCUCCAAUCCUCCAUGAUGAGAUUGUGGAUCAGCAUCAUAGACAGAUGGUACUGCAUUGUUAUUAUGAAGCAAGCUGUGUUUUAUGAUGUCACAGAAUGGAAAUCAUAGACAAGGAGAAGGAAGCUGACUGGAUUAAAGUUGCUUCUGUUUUGCCAUCUUCAGCAUCACAAUGGUCUGCAACGUCAGUUCAGGAUGUGGUCUACCAGAACAUCACACACUCAGAUAUGUGACGAAUGUCACUGGGCUUCAGGAAACUGUAAACUCCACUUUACCUAUCAGCCUGAAGGUUGUGCUGUCUGUUAUAAUGGUGGUCAUCAUCGCCAUCGGUUUCCUCGGAAAUGCCAUCGUCUGCCUCAUAGUUUAUCAAAAGCCAGCGAUGCGUUCUGCCAUCAAUCUGCUACUAGCCACGCUAGCUUUCAGCGACAUCAUGCUGUCACUCUUCUGCAUGCCCGUGACUGCUGUUACCGUAGUGUCUGAUGAUUGGUGUUUCGGACUGGACUUUUGCCGCAUCACGCUUGUGCUCUAUUGGCUCUUUGUUCUGGAAGGCGUUUCCAUCCUUCUGAUCAUCAGCGUGGACCGAUUUCUCAUCAUCGUGCAGCGGCAAGACAAGCUGACCCCGAGUCGCGCUCGUCUGCUCAUCUCUGCUUCCUGGUUGCUCUCCUUCUGCUUGGCGUUGCCUGCUGCUGGCAGCGUGCCAACUCUUCAAGCUUCACGCUGCAUCUUGGGCUACAUGGAGUCCCCUAACCGUGGCUACACACUGCUGCUGGUCAACGCUGUCUUUUUCGUGCCUGUGAGCGUCAUGCUGGUCUCCUAUUUGCGAAUCCUAAACACGGUGCGCCGCAACGCCCUGCGUGUCCACAACCACACCUUUCCCAGUCCUGAACACGGGGGAAAAGUGAGUUUACCAGUCCUGCGGCGUCCCCCACCGCUCAACGUGGACGUCAGCUUCAAGACACGAGCUUUCACCACGAUCCUUAUACUUUUUGUUGGCUUUACCGUGUGCUGGCUUCCCCACACAGCACUCGGCCUCCUGGCUGCUUUCAAUCAGAAAUUCUACACAAGUAGGGAGUUUUACGCAGCAAGUGUUGGGGCAUUGUGGCUCAGUUACAUGAAGGCUGUGUUUAACCCUGUGGUGUAUUGCUGGAGGAUCCGCAAGUUCCGUGAGGCCUGUGACGAAUUUGUGCCCAGGAGCUUUAGGAUGCCCAGGCUGAGGGCACGUGGUGGGCCCAGGGUUCGUCCCUGCAGCAUCUAUGUCUGCGCUGAGAGCCAGUCGGCCAUGUGACACUCUUUCUGUGAUGAUACAAUCAUACAUUCAUCUUCAGUAACCUCUUGAUCCUUGACAGAGUAACAUUACAUCUGGAGCCUGUCUUAGGGACACUGGACGAAUAAGGUGGGAAUACAGUCUGGAUAGUACAUUGGAGUGCACCUUAAGCACACACAUUUACACUCCUCCACACCUAGGAGCAAUUUCCCAGAGCCAGGACACAGGAAGAAUAGUGCGCAGACAUGUGACUCCAACUCAGGAUUGAACCAGGGACCCUGGAGCAGUGACACACUACAUGAAACAAGAUGCUUCUAAUAUGAGCUUUUUAACUGUUUCUAAAAAAGAAGCUGCUGCUGCUAGAGAUUCACCAUAGACGGUGUCCGUGCUAUCCAAAGUAUCACAGUGCAAAGGUCAAGCUUUUCAUCAUGGACCUUUUUGAAUAUUUAAUAUUUGACAUGCUUUGGAAAAUCUGGACUUCUCUUUAUUUUCAGUUUGGAAUUAUAUUUGUACCAGACUUACAGAUGGGUAACUUGAUUUAACAAAAAUAUAUAUCAUACCGCUAUACUUGAAGCUGUAACUCCAACAUUUUGAUUUAGUAGUUUGAGAAAUCGUUCAGUUUGCACCGAGCACCAACAAAACGACGGAGGCGCUGACGGAAAACCAUACAGCGAGAUGUAAAAUACUAUUUUAUGCAUAGUAUCGAUAUUUUCAGUUCAUGUUACCAGUUCAGAGGUUUACAUAUGUCCCUUUUAAUAAGGGUGAGCUGUGUUCUCUAUUAUACAAGUAAACACAUUGGGUAUUACUUGUAGACCCUUUGCCUUUAACAAACACCAUUAAUACUAAACCUCAGUGUAAUAAGUGGCUCUGCAGAGCCCAGAUUCUUGCACAUUCUUCUCGACCUUGAUGUUUUAUAUCUCAGCCUCGGUACACACUGCCUACAUCAGGCCCGAUGAUCGGGAGACUGAGGCACGGCACAACUUUGGGAUUAUUAAUGCCUUGUGUUUUGGAUUGCUGUUUUCUUUAACACCACCUCCAAUGAGGAGGUGUCUUUUCUUUCUUUUAUUCUCCUUCGAAGUAUUGGAUACGAACUUUACCUUCAGCUGUAAGUAGAGAGAUUUAGAUUAGAGUUUGGAGAGUUCUUACAGAACACCUGACGAUACCGAUGAUGCUCAGAACGUUAUAGAUAGCGAUAUGGAUCCGUUGAUCUCGUUCCCUUUUAUCCUCCAGCCGUAAACACACAUACAAGUGGCUACAGAUGUAAUGCGAGGUAUUUUUGGCCUGCUGAUAAAACUGAGCCUUUAAAUGAUUCUCUCUCUCCACUGAAAAAUCCACUCGGAAUCACUUUCAUAUUAAUCUUUCUAAUUAACCCGCGAUCUUCAGUCGUGUGCGAGAUUUCAUUUGUAAUGGAAUUCCGAGUUGACCUUUUAUUAGUUGAAACAUCUUUCGUUGCUUUUGCAACCUUCCGAUGGAGAGUCCAACACCUCGUGCUAAUUUUUCACGGAAAUAAAGAAAAAACAUAACUGACAAAUUAGUGCCAUAAUUGUUCACAGCAAUGUUUUUUUUUUAUUCUUUAAAGCUGCACAAAUGUAAAUACUAGUUCCAAGUUUUGUACCCAAAGAUACACAAGAUCUCACCAUUAACAUUUUUAGCAGUCAUGUUUAUUAAAAUGGACAUCUUUACAUUUGUACAUUCCAACUACACGGCCAUCGAUUUACAAAGCGACAGACAAUUAUAAAUACAGUAUUUACACGAGUAGAUAUGCAUUUAGAAAAUAGUCGAGUGGAUAGAAAGAUGCAGACUGAUCCCGUCUGCAGGAGUGAGAGAGAUUUCGAGAGUUACAUGUACAUGUUAGACCAGGUUACGUGUUGCAUGACGACGUUCGGGGUCGGGUUUCCCAAAAACAAGCUGUCUUCGU